This is a messenger RNA of Halichondria panicea, 2197 nucleotides long. RefSeq lists its product as uncharacterized. Lineage: Eukaryota; Metazoa; Porifera; Demospongiae; Suberitida; Halichondriidae. The coding region runs from base 743 to 2110 and encodes 455 amino acids. The transcript has 18 exons. The record is from RefSeq and is a predicted model, not a curated record.
UAAGGUUAGUCUCAUGAAUCAGCCGCCCUUCCUAGGUCUCUCACUUAGGAAGGGCGGCUAAUUCAUGAGACUGGCAUGCAAUUAACCAUAGAUAUAAGAAGGGAGAGGGAUGGGAAACGGAGCACGUGCGCACAAUCACUUCUGUGUAAUGCCAAAAGGUUGAUCCGAGUUGCGGCUCUAGACACCCCGCCAACCCAGCGGGAAAUGUUAUUACUAUCAUUCACAGCUCCCCACUGGGACUCUUAGUACUGUGCUGAGCAUCCACAUCUACUGUGCAUCAUAUAGAAGCGUUGCGUAUCUCACCAAGAGCUUGAAAACUUUCAAAGGCAGUUUUUUGAGUGUUGUAUUAUCGUUUCGGCUCUAUCUAGUGGCUUUGUGUACCUUCUACAAGGAGAGGCUGAGACUACAGCCCAAAAUAUUAAUGAUUCCCUCUUUCUUAAGUAGCUGGGCAUUGUAUGCAAGUAAAAUCAAAGCCACUUGGCUUUAGGUUGGACCUGCAUGAAAACCUACCAUUAUGGUGGAUGCAGCAUUCCUAUCCAAAUGAAAAUUUAUCUAUCUAUCUAUCUAAUGAGCAAAGGUUAAGUGCUUCGCGCCUCCUCUGAGAAAGACCUCUAGUGAGAGGGGCUGGGAUAGAGGCUAAGUGUGUGGUUAUAAUUUUUGUUCAUUAAACGUGACCCUAUUGACCCUGGCAUCUUACUGUAACCAGCCCCUCCCCCUAAUAUUAUGUCAAGAGAUCGACUAGAUGGCUGAGGGAAAGUCACAGGAUAAAAGUCGUUUCAGGAGGGUAGCUCAUAUCGUUAAACUGAUUCUAAGAGUGUUUACACCACACAAGUCAGUGAACACCAGUGUAUAUGAAAGUCCUAGGAGGCAUCUUAAUCUUGAGCAGCUAGCUCUUUACGAUGGACUACAUAUGAUUGCUGAGGGCAUACAUCAGAGGUUGCAAAGAGUCCAAUCUCAAGAUCAGGGAGUUGAAGGUCCUGCAAGCCAACAUGCUUAUCAACUCAUAGGAUUUUCACAACAAGUGAAAGACAUUCUUUGCUGUCCACCCUGGAACAGAACUAUGAUGGAUAUUGAAGUGGUUAGAAAGGAUCUCCAAAAGAGUUAUGCAUUCCAGGACUACCCUUCUGUUUUUCAGACAGCAUUAUGUAGAGUGGCUUGGUAUCAAUAUUUAACUGAUGGCAGAACAUUCAUUAGAGCUGGUGAUCGGGCGUCAGCUUUCUACAUCAUUCUAUCUGGAAAAGUGAUAAUCACUAACCACGAGGCUGGAGAGAAUACACUACAUGGAGGAGACACAUUCGGGGAUAUUGAAAUCAACUCUGGCUCAAGAAGAUUGAGCACGUGUACUGUGUCAGGUUCCACAGAGCUGCUAGUCAUUAGCAAGAGUGACUAUCUUGAUAUCGGCUUACGCCAAGCUCGAAAGAGCUAUCAAAAAGCAAAGCCGUAUGAGUUUUGUCGAUCAAUCAACCUUCUAAAGUAUUGGCCCUUGGUUGACUUAGAGAAGCAGACGGAUAUGUGCAAGAUAUUUUAUUGCAGGGCGAACCAUGUUGUUGUGAAAGACAGCAAGAAGUCAGACUGGAUCUACAUAGUCAUGACAGGAACUUGUCGUGUGGUCAAGAGGUUUGUGGACACUCCACCUAGGAGAACAUCAAUGCAAGUCAUUCCAAAUGGUGAAGGGCGAAAGGUACCCACAAAGGGAGGUACGCUACCAGAGUCUCCCCUUCUUACUGAGCAGACACUCGUACAACGGCCACGUGAUCGACUUAGGCACUCAUAUACCACAGGAAAUAUCCAGACAAUGGAAGCAAGUCCUAGACCACCAGCCAGGAAACAAUUCUUAGUGCAACUUGACAUUCUACACCCAAAAGAUAUCUUUGGUUUGUCAACACUUGUACAUGAUCAUGAGCCAAGCGUUACACUCAUGAGCAAUGGAGCCGAGCUUGUGGUGUUGGCUAAAUCCUUCAUAUCGACUCACAUGACAGAAUCACUCCAAAAUAAACUAAGGAGACAAGUUGUUGAAUACCCCUCUGAAGAAUCUAUGAGAAAACGCAUCAGAGAUCACUACACAUGGAACACUUUAAAGCAAGUACAACAUGCCAAGAGAAAGCUUUGACUGUAUUGGUACAUAAUGAAUUAAAACAAGAUACGAUAAUUGUUUUGUAAAAAUUGUAAAUCUAACAAUAAAAAUUAAGUUUCUAAG